GUUUAAGAGUAUAAAACUUAAAAAUUAAGACGAACGGUUAUAGUAUAACUGACAUCUUCAGUGGAGUCAGUACUAACAAAGAUGGCGCGUUUUAUAUUAUUCGUGGCCCUUGGUGCACUAUGCAUCAUAAACGCGAGAGCAUUAUUGCACCACCACCAUUUGCCCCUAGGCCAUAAAGCCUUAGGCCACAAGGCCUUAGGCCACAAAUCUCUAGAUCAUUCCGAAUCUAGUUCCGAAUCUAGCUACUCUAGUAGCUCCGAGUCAAAUUUUGAGUCAAGUUCCGAGUCGAGUUACAGCAACAACUAUCAAAAUAACAACAACAACAACAAUGGUAACAACAACAACGGAAACUAUUACAGUAGCUCGGAGUCUAAUUAUUACAGUAGUUCCGAUUCCAACCAAGAAUCUAGCUCAGAAUCCAGCUAUAAUAAUUACUAUAGCAGUUCAGAUGCGUCAAACUCGUAUGAAUCUAGUUCCGAAUCCAGUUUUAAUAAUUAUAAUAGCAAUUCAGGGUCUAGUGCCAACAGCAACUCACAAUCAUCCAGCUCGAGUGAACAGAACUCAGGAGGCGAUGGAACGGGCGCCUGGAAGAAAAUAUGGCAGUUGUACCAACAGUACUUGCAAAAAGAGACCGCAAGCAACAGUCAAUCUUCAAGCAGCUCUAGUAGUCAAUCUAAUUCCAACAGUAACAAUGGACAAAGCUCAAGCAACGCUGGUUCUGCAAGUCAAUCUCACGCCAACAGCGGUGCCAAUAACAAUGGUCAAUCUUCUAGCAAUGCAGGAUCAAGCAGCCAAUCUAAUGCCAAUAGUCAAUCCAAUAAUGGCCAGAGCUCAAGCAACGCCGGGUCUGCAAGUCAAUCUAACGCCAACAGCGGUGCUAAUAACAAUGGUCAAUCUUCUAGCAAUGCAGGAUCAAGCAGCCAAUCUAAUGCCAAUAGUCAAACCAAUAAUGGCCAGAGCUCAAGCAACGCUGGUUCUGCAAGUCAAUCUAACGCCAACAGUGGCACCAAUAACAAUGGUCAAUCUUCUAGCAAUGCAGGAUCAAGCAGCCAAUCUCAUGCCAAUAGUCAAUCCAAUAAUGGUCAGAGCUCAAGCAACGCCGGCUCUGCAAGCCAAUCUCACGCCAACAGCGGUGCUAAUAAUGGUCAAUCUUCUAGCAAUGCAGGAUCAAGCAGCCAAUCUAAUGCCAAUAGUCAAACCAAUAAUGGCCAGAGUUCAAGCAACGCAGGGUCUGCAAGUCAAUCUCACACCAGCAGUGGCACCAAUUACAAUGGUCAAUCUUCUAGCAAUGCAGGAUCUAGCAGCCAAUCUCAUGCCAAUAGUCAAUCCAAUAAUGGUCAGAGCUCUAGCAAUGCUGGUUCUGCAAGUCAAUCUCACGCCAGCAGUGGCACCAAUAACAAUGGUCAAUCUUCUAGCAAUGCCGGAUCAAGCAGCCAAUCUAAUGCCAAUAGUCAAACCAAUAAUGGCCAGAGUUCAAGCAACGCCGGGUCUGCAAGUCAAUCUCACGCCAACAGCGGUGCUAAUAAGAAUGGUCAAUCUUCUAGCAAUGCAGGAUCUAGCAGCCAAUCUAAUGCCAAUAGCCAAACUAAUAAUGGUCAGAGCUCAAGCAACGCCGGGUCUGCAAGCCAAUCUCACGCCAACAGCGGUGCUAAUAACAACGGUCAAUCUUCUAGCAAUGCAGGAUCUAGCAGCCAAUCUAAUGCUAAUAGUCAAUCCAAUAAUGGUCAGAGCUCUAGCAAUGCUGAUUCUGCAAGUCAAUCUCACGCCAACAGCGGUGCUAAUAACAAUGGUCAAUCUUCAGGACAGUCUUCUAGCAAUGCUGGAUCAAGUAGUCAAUCUAAUGCCAAUAGUGGUACCAACAAUGGGCAAAGCUCAAGUGGUGCUAGCUCUGGAAGUUCUGCUACAGCUGGUUCCGGAGCUGGAGCUGGAUCAAGACCUCAGACCGGCCCAGCCCGUCCAGGUCCACGACCACUAACAGGAGCUUCUUCAACGUCAUCUAGCCAGUCGAGCUCAACCAGCACUAGCCAAGCUGGUUCCUCGCAGCCAGCGCAAUCAUCAUCAUCAUCUAGCAGCCAAUCAACUGCUUCUAGCACUGCCGGAAGACCAGGCACUACCACGGUAUAUACGUCAAAUGGAAACUCAGGUCAACCUGGACAGACGACAACUACCACAACUUACACGUCCUCACGAGGUGUUCCACAAGGUUCCUCAGCCGCAGCGGCAAGCUCUUCUGCUGCCUCUAGCUCUGCCGGACAAAAUUCCGGUAGACCAACAUCAGCUGCGGCCUCAUCCAACAGUGCUGCAGCCGCAACCAGCUCAUCUGGGUCAUCAACUGCUUCAAGCUCAUCCAAUUCUGUAUCAGAAGCAUUUGCCGCUGCAAACCCUAAUUUGACUGAAGAUCAGCUUUGGGAAUUGUGGCUUUGGUAUCAGAAUAAGAACCGCCAACCUGGCACGCAAACAGGGUCAAGUGCCUCAUCCAGCAGUUCUUCAAGCGCUUCGAGCUCAUCCCGACCAGGCUCAACAACUUAUACUACAACUAAUGAACAACCAGGAGAAUCAGGGGAAACCAUUACUACUGUCACUUACACGACUUCGCCUGGACAAUCAGGGUCAACAGCGUCGUCCAGUAGUUCAUCAGGAGCUAGCAGCUCUGCUGGUAACGGAGUUCGACCUUCCCAAUCCGGAGCAAAUGCGUCUUCAGCCAGCCAAUCUUCAGCUACCAGCACUGCGAAUCGACCAGGUCAAACUGGAUCCAGCGCCUCAUCAUCUAGCAGUUCAAAUGCUUCAAGUUUAGCCGGACGACCUGGAACCACCAAAACUUACACAACAAAUGACCAGGGAGAACAGGAAGAGACUAUAACGACCAUCACUUACAACUCAUCCCCAGGGCAAUCAGGUUCGUCAGCAUCGUCUAGUAGCACAUCAAAUGCCUCUAGCACUGCUCAGUCAGGUUCUGCAGCUCAAUCCGGGUCUAACGCUUCAUCAGCAAGCUCUUCCAAUGCCUCAAGUUCAACUCAGACAGGCGCAAACGGCAACUCAGGACAAAAGACUAUUAUAUACACGACUUCAGGCAAUGACGGGUCACAAGGUUACGGACAGGGAACUUCAGCUUCUUCAUCCAGCUCAUCAAACGCCAGCAGCAAUGCUGGAACUGCUGGAAAUCGAGGCUCGACUGCUUCUUCAACGGCCUCUAGCGGAUCAACAGCGACCAGCCGGGGACAGUCGGCAGCCAGUUCAAGUUCCAGCUCUUCAGCUACUGCUGGAAACUCACCCUGGACAAGGAGAGGGAAGACCAAGAUCUGCGUCUGCUACGACGAUUUGCACGAUAUCCCUGGGAACGUGCGCGCGCAAGUCGGCGCUUAAACGCCAUCUUGUUUAGCGACAAAAUGGCGGAUUUUGUAUUGAGUUAUUUAUAUAAUAAAUCUGAGCAUUUUGUGAGCAUUA
Messenger RNA from Amyelois transitella, 3444 nucleotides. Its product is annotated as pneumococcal serine-rich repeat protein. The record is from RefSeq and is a predicted model, not a curated record. The coding region runs from base 82 to 3363 and encodes 1093 amino acids. The transcript is spliced from 5 exons. NCBI's taxonomy places the organism in Eukaryota, Metazoa, Arthropoda, Insecta, Lepidoptera, Pyralidae.